Messenger RNA from Alternaria burnsii, 852 nucleotides. RefSeq lists its product as uncharacterized. The record is from RefSeq and is a predicted model, not a curated record. Gene Ontology annotation, molecular function: protein dimerization activity. The coding region runs from base 1 to 852 and encodes 283 amino acids. NCBI's taxonomy places the organism in Eukaryota, Fungi, Ascomycota, Dothideomycetes, Pleosporales, Pleosporaceae. The transcript has a single exon.
AUGGCCACAUAUGAACGAACCAUCCCGGAGGGUAAAACUCUCCCUCCUCAGAGUCAGAUAGACCCAUCUCUCGCAGAGCUUGGGGCUACACCUCCCGGUGUCUACUUUGAGGACUCCGACCCUUUCGAUAUGCACUGCUAUCCUGAGACAGAAUGGUCGAAGACCGCUCUCUUCUGCACUUCGACUGCACUCAAUGUUCCUCCUGGAAAGAAGCCGCUAGCAAAUACCUCGUCUAGAGCGUCUAAUGCCCAGCUUGACCCAUGGGCCGAUCCUACGUCUCAGUAUCCGUGUUAUGUAGAAGACUCCUGCGACACUUCCGUAGCUGGACUUGCCAAUAAUACUACAUCGAACCUCUGUCGCUAUAACCCUAGCCCCAGCAGUCCUGCACCUACCGCGCUAGCAUCUAAGCCACCAGAGCAUAGCCGUUGGAGCUCGACUCUAGUUCGUGCUCCAUCUAUUCAAAAUCCUGAUUCUAAAUUUACUCAACGCAAGCGAGGUCGCCAAAGCCGCUAUCAUUCCUCCUCAGGAACCUAUGCCAACCCUAUCACCAAUAGCGCUAGUCAGUCAAAGUGUAUUCCGCACACCGAAGUUGAGCGCAAGUACCGCGAGAAGCUCAACGCUGAGAUAGAGCGGCUACGUAGGGCCGUUCCUGUCCUACCACAAAGUAGCACAGCUGAUGUCAUGAACCUCUCAAAGCCAAGCAAAGGCAUGGUGCUAGCUGUGGCAGUCGAGUAUAUAAAGGAGCUGGAGAGUCAGAGAGAUGCAGCGGUGAGAGAAGUAGAACGGCUAGGUGGGGAAAUUCGGUUCGAAGAAAGGCGCGAGUGCUCAAGGGGGCAUAAAACAGAGGUGUAG